Messenger RNA from Parasteatoda tepidariorum (common house spider), 4003 nucleotides. RefSeq lists its product as uncharacterized. The record is from RefSeq and is a predicted model, not a curated record. NCBI's taxonomy places the organism in Eukaryota, Metazoa, Arthropoda, Arachnida, Araneae, Theridiidae.
GAAUGUAAAUAAUUAAGUAAUUGAUGUAUUCUUUGUAUUCUUCGUGUUCUGAUGGUCUCAAUUACGAAUCUGAAAUCGAAUGUAUCAGUUGCAUCAGCAUAACCUACAUUUUUUUUGACUGAAAAAUCAAAACACAGAAGUUUUAAUGUUACCUUAAUUCGGCAAAUGAAAAAAAAGUAUAUAAAAGCUUUUUCAAAAUGAAACAUAACAAAAAAAUAUCAGCCGUCGUUCCGUCAGCAGCGGGAGAGGGUGGGAGUAAAUCAAUGAAAAUUGAGGAAAGAGCGCGAAAUCAAUUGCCCCCCCCUCUCUUUUCUCUUUCUCUUCUUUUUUCUCCAUCCCCCAGAACGUUCUUUUCUCUCUCUCUUUAUCCCAUGAUGUCGGGGAAGAGCAAGAGCAGUGGAUGCUAGCAAAGAUAGAAAAAUAGCAUCAUUGUUUUCCUACAAGAAGGAUUCAUCUUCCGUUAUCAAAGAUUGCAUAAUACUUUACUAUUCUCACAUUCCUCAACAUCUCUGAUUAACGGUAGAGGGCGAGGUUUUCUUGUCAUGCGCGGAAGCUAACUGUAAUCGCUGGUAAAAACAAAGAGUUCGUGGAGUAGUGGGUACUUUAUCGCUGAAUAGUGAGCAGAAGAAUAUCGCGUCUUUUUCUUCCUCAUCUUUCUUUUUUUCAAUCCUUUAAUUUCUUGGCACAUUUAGUUAUUUUCAUGGCUGUUUCAGUUCGUACUUUGAACUCGCAGUUCAGGUGUCGGCUGUGAAUGAAUGGCAUACUUCGCAGAAGAAGAGUUUUGAUGUAAUUGGAGGAUGCAAAGGAUUAGGUUUUCCUCUUCAUCUGAGCAACGAGGAGAUGCCAGUAGAAUCAAACUUAAAAAUACUUACGGCCGAUCAACAUUGGAAAAUAAACUUCCUAGUUGACAUCUAUGGGAUCUUCGAUGCGGCGGACAUUUGUCAUCCUCUCAACAUUUUCUCUUCUUGGAUUAAUUAUCUUUCUUUCUUACUCUGGUGACGAAAUUAUAUCUGAUUCAUCUAAACCUGUACAAAUUAAAUGGCUCGUGGAUGAUCAUGGUUUUGUUUUGAAUACCCCUGGUUGUCAGAUUCCCGAUUGGGAUCCUUUUGAUCCAUCGGUACAAUCCUUAAUUACAAAAGUUAAUUCUCCAUACAAAUGCCCUGGCCGACCUCAGUUUUUGAGCUCGAGACCAAACGGUAUGGUGGCCUUGGACAAACAUUUGUUGAAUUUCUACUAUGGUAUUCAUGAGCAAAACCUGACUUGCACGUAUCGACCCAUCAUUAGAGAUCCCGGAAAUGAAAAAGAAAGGACUGACAAUAAAUUUUAUUUUGGAAAACCAAAACAACUUAUUUUUGAAAAGCCGCUAAAGGAUGAUUUCUUGAUGGUUAAAUGUACAAUGUUUGAAUACCCAAAUUUAACCCAGUUUAUUCCUCUAGUGCCUCUAAAGCCUGACAUUGAAAAAGAGAAAAGCUCGUUGCAUCAGAACUACGCAGAAGAAGAUCAUUUGAACAUAAUAAUAGUUGGCAUAGAUUCCGUUUCGAAACUAAACUUUUUGAGACAUUUUCAAAAGACUCACAGAUUUAUUAAGGAAAACCUUGCAUAUAUUGAACUUAAAGGUUAUACAAAAGUAGCUGAUAAUACAUUCCCGAACCUAGUGCCCUUUCUCACUGGGCAAUUUAUUGAACAUUAUUGGAAUGAAACAGUGAGAGAUAUGUUUUUUGAUGAUGUAGAUUUUAUAUGGAAAAAUUAUUCUAGUCGAGGAUAUCGAACGUUGUUUGCUGAGGACGCCCCUCAUAUAGCAACGUUUAAUUAUCUAAAAAAAGGUUUUCGUGAUCCACCAGCUGAUUAUUAUUUCCGUCCUUUUGCUUUAGCUGUUGAAAAAUCACUAGUUCGACGUGAAAGUAGAACUAAUUGUUUGCAAUCAAGAUUUGAAAUGAAUAUUCUGUACAGUUAUCUUAAAGACUUUGUCAAAACAAUGAAAAAUAGACCUUACUUUUCUUUCACAUUUGUUGCUAGACUUACACAUGAUAGCUUAAAUAAUGCAGGAUAUGCAGAUGAGCCAACAUUUCAUCUCUUACGAGAUCUCCAUGACAUUGGUGCUUUAAAUAAAAGCUUAUUGAUAUUGUUUAGUGAUCACGGAAUAAGGUUUGGACCAAUAAGACAAACAUACAUUGGUAAAUUUGAAGAAAGGAUGCCUUUUAUUUAUUUAUUUUUUCCGCAAUGGUUUCUCUCAAAAUACCCUGACCGUGCGAAAAACCUACGCGAGAACCAGGACCGGUUAACAACGCCAUUUGAUGUACACGCAACGCUUGUACAUCUGUUGAAUAUUACACAUUAUUCCACAGCAGAGCUUAAUGAAACUCUUUCUAUUAAGAGUUCAAAUGGUUUAAGCCUCAUGAAUCCAAUACCUAAAGAAAGAACUUGUGAGCAGGCCAAUAUUUUGCCUCAUUGGUGCCCAUGCCAAAUUCAUAAGCCAAUACCCAUCACAGAGCCUGUUGUUACAAACUGUGCAUUGGCACUUAUGGAUACAAUUAAUGAACUUUUAAAACCUUUUUCCAACUCUUGUGUGCCGUUGAAAAUGGAUAAAAUUCUAGAUGCUAGAUUUGGGCAAGCAAAUGAUAUGGUCCUACGAUUUGUCAAGCAUCAGAAUGAUGUUAUUAAUAGGCACGUCGUUCUUGGCCAAAAAAUAAACGCCCCUGGUGAUUAUUUGAUUGUAAUAAGUGCCAAACCAAGUGGUGGUAUAUUUGAAGGUACUGUUCGAUACGAUGUUGAGGAUGGCACAUAUCGAGUUUUAGACGAUAUAAGCAGACUCAAUGUCUACGGUAAUCAAUCAAUUUGCAUAUCUAAUGCAAGAAUGAGGAAAUUCUGUUUCUGUAAAUCGAAGACAACUAUUUUUAAAAACUUUUUGAAACCAUGAUAAAUUCAAUAUAUUCAUAGUCAUUUAAUAUAAGUUAUUUAAUUCUCAUUGUUUCAAUUACAUAUUUUUUACACGUGUGUGAUAUUUUUUAAUUUCUAUGUAUUUAUAGAAUAAUACAGUAGAGCUUUAAAGCAAACACAGGCAAACUUACAUUCAUUUUUAAUAACUCCCAGUUAAUUAUACUGUGUUUCUAAAUAAAAUAAGCUUACCAUUGUAGGAAAAUAAGUAAACGUAUAAAUAAUAAAGUAGAAAGUAAAACAUAUAAAAAAUAUUCAAAUUGCUGUCUGGAUUUUUAAUAUUCUAAUUUCAGAUCAAAUGGAGUUUUCUAUUUUUUCUAAAAAUAAUUAGCAAAAUAUAAUAAGAUAACUCAAGACAUUCCGAAAAAAGGCCAAACUUGGUGUUAAAAACAUGUUACGGUCCUUUGUACUCAUGGAACUUAAUUUUUUCCCCUGAAAAUUUAUAAACAAGACGACUUUUAUUAUAGAAUAUGUGUUGAUUAAACAGCUUUCUCUUACUGUAAUAUCUAGAACUGAUGUUUUUAAAUUCCCUAAAAUGUCACUUAAAAUCCUCUUCCAUGAAGUUAUUCCAUGAAUUCUUCCAGUCCUUCAUAAAAUAAUCAAAUAACUGUGAGAUGUCAAAUUUUCAGCAACAAGUGGUGCUUCUUUCUGUUAUUUGAUUUUACAGCUAGACCAAAAUAAUUUUAUUAUCUGCAAAAAUUGUUUUUUUUUAAUUGAAAAAUUUGCUUUUCGUUGUUUUAAAGCUUAAAACUGUUUAUUUGUAUACAUAAAUAAUAUAGUAUAUAUAUAUAUAUAUAUAUAUAUAUAUAUACAUCAAUGUAUAUUUUGAAUUUUAUUAUAUAGCUUUAUUAUACAUGAAACUUAUUUGUACUUUGCGAAUUACAAUUCCAUAUGUGAUGUAUGUAUUUCGUAGCUCUUCCAUUGUAAAGUGCUUGCUCUCUUAUGAAAUGUAUUCAAUAAGUUUUAAGUUCAACUGAUUUUAGUUUGUAACAUAUCCACCGUUCUUUAUGUAUGUUAUGUAAUGGUUAUUUAAUAACUUAUUCCUUAUAAUAAAUAAUUUUUCUUUUAA